Molecule: messenger RNA, 2184 nt
Organism: Anopheles coustani
Lineage: Eukaryota; Metazoa; Arthropoda; Insecta; Diptera; Culicidae
Gene: gkt
Product: probable tyrosyl-DNA phosphodiesterase
Exons: 5
Coding region: 34-2013 (659 amino acids)
Biological process (GO): single strand break repair; double-strand break repair
Cellular component (GO): nucleus
Molecular function (GO): 3'-tyrosyl-DNA phosphodiesterase activity; single-stranded DNA binding; double-stranded DNA binding
Source: RefSeq, a predicted model, not a curated record
UCUUUUAUUUGGUUGUUUCUCUGUUGUGUUGUUAUGGAAAGUAAUAAAAGGAAAAUGAAUUCGAACGUUCCGACUAAACAAUGCCAAUACGGAGCCGACUGCUAUCGAGUAAAUCCCGUACACUUCCGAGAAUAUUCCCAUCCACACAUUGAAAAUCUUCUUGCAAAAGCUUCUUCCUUGAAAGAUGUUAAAAUCCCCGACACUCUUAACAUUAACAAAAGCGUAUUCGAAGAGCAGUUGAAGAUUGUUUCAAAACUGUUUCCAAGUUUAAACAGUGAGGCAAAUCAUAAUCCGGAAAAGAAAGUGAAAAUGGAUGAUAGUAGGCCGUCACCAACGCCUUCAAACUUGUCCACAGCUAGUACAUCCUACGCAGAACCGAAAGCUUCUUCUUCUACUAGCUCGAGCAAGAAUUCUACCGAUGUCGUGUUCGCUGAAAGUCGUGCCAGUACAUCCAACGUAGAACCAAAAGCUUAUUCUUCUACUAGCACGGGUAAGAAUUCUAUCGAUGCACUGUUCGCAGAAAGACGGGCACGAAUGCAAGCUGCACAAAGGGAGAAGCCAACACCAGCAACCGUCCAACCUGUAGCUCCACAAAACGUAGCACAAUCGACCUCCAUCUCUAGCAACACCGGCAUUUCGUUACAACAAUCACUACCCAGGGAUAUUAACUCGUACUUUCCUGUCGUCGCUCCCCGGGGCCGAAUGGCGGAAAAGCUUGCUGCUGCGGCACCGUACAACUUCUUCCUCACCACUAUAACCGCCUCCAAGCCGACGCAUACGGAACCACUUUCAAUCACCUUUCAAGAACUGCUAGAUGCCAGUCUUGGACAGCUAGAGACGUCGGUGCAGAUGAAUUUUAUGGUGGACAUUGGGUGGCUGCUUGCGCACUAUUUCUUCGCCGGCUACGAAAACGUUCCGCUGCUCGUGCUAUACGGAGAUGAAACUCCCGAGCUGAAGAUGGUCAGCAAAAAGAAACCCAAUGUGACGGCGGUGAAGGUGGAUAUCAAGACACCUUUCGGAGUGCACCACACAAAGAUGGGCUUGUACGGCUACAAGGAUGGGUCGAUGCGAAUCGUCAUUUCAACGGCGAAUCUGUACGAGGACGAUUGGCACAAUCGAACGCAGGGUUUGUGGGUGAGCCCAAGGUUGCCGGGCGUCCCGGAAGGCUCCGAUACGAAUUAUGGGGAAAGUGUGACCGAUUUCAGGGCUAAUUUGCUAGCCUAUUUGGAAGCUUACAAGCUGCCCCAGCUGCAACCGUGGAUGGCCCGAAUAAGGAAGACUGAUUUUUCCGACAUCAAAGUAUGUCUUGUUGCAUCCGUACCUGGAGGUCAUGUGAACACACCCAAAGGCCCGCUAUGGGGUCACCCAAGAUUGGGGCAUCUUCUCGCGCAGCAUGCAGCACCUAUCGACGACACCUGUCCACUAGUGGCUCAAAGUUCUAGCAUCGGUAGCCUGGGCCCAUCCCCUGAGUCAUGGGUGUUGGCCGAAAUAAUGGCCAGCUUUCGGAGGGACAGCGCUCCCGUUGGAAUUCGCCGCCAGCCCGGCUUUCGCAUGAUCUAUCCAAGCUAUUCCAACGUCCGUCAAAGCCACGACGGUCUGCUUGGUGGCGGAUGCCUGCCGUACGUUAGAAACACACACGUUAAGCAGGAGUGGCUCAAAGAUUAUCUCCACCAGUGGUGCAGCCGAACGCGGCACCGGAACAAGGCAAUGCCACACAUCAAAACCUACUGCCGCUGGUCGCACCGUGGGUUGUACUGGUUUCUUUUGACGUCGGCAAACCUUUCAAAGUCGGCUUGGGGCGUUUAUAACAAAACGGGUAGGUUUGAGAAACCGCUUCGCAUCAACAGUUAUGAGAUCGGGGUACUUUUCCUUCCGAAGCUGAUGGUGGACGAAAACUUCUUCCCGAUGGAUGGGAACAAAAAGCAUCCACCGUUUCCGAUGCCCUACGACGUUCCGAUUGUUCCGUAUGCCCCGGAGGAUACACCAUUCCUGAUGGACUAUUUAACCCAGUGAAUUGUUUAGCUACUGGACUUGACCUACAAAGGCAUCUGAUUUAAUGUUAAUGUAAUUGGUAAUUUAAAAUACACAACGGAUAAAAGGAUAACAUUUUGCAUAGUAUAUCUUCCCUGUUCGUUUCGGAGGUAAUGAAGUUAAGAACUUUUUCGAACCGUUGAAACAUUUUCC